CGACCUUGAUGACGAAGCAGCCCGCUUACGACCUCGCCCAAGUGCAAGCGCGCGUCAGCGGUAUGACAUCCCCGAUGUCGUUCGAGAAGGUCAUGACGUUGAGCAACGGUUGGACCACCGACGUGCCGCUGCCUGCCCAGGCCGAGCUCAUUCGCAUCUCGAAGCUCUCGAGUGACGGCUUUGUCGUCGACGCCAACUCGGCUCUUGCGUUCCUCACGCCAAGCGGUAGCGCAGCCAUGGAGAUCGAACACCUCCUCGACGCGGCCAACGUCGAUCGAACGAGUGAGGUCUGCAGCGUCGCCGACGGCAACUACGUUCUCACGCGCUGUGGGUUCAAGGCCGUCCUGCACGCACUCGACAACGAACCACUCGAGACGUUCUAUAACCGUGUGUGUGCUUUGCGCGAGAUUACGACUGCCCACAACGCCAUGUUGAACGCCAACAUGACUCCUAGUAUCAAGCCCGAGAUCGUACUGCUGGCAGCAAGCCCCAUUCACCAGGACAGUGGCAUGGCUGGUGCUCGCAUUGACGACCCGAUUCUACUCGACUCGGAUGACGAACCGAUUCUUCUCGACUCGGAUGACGUACUGCUGGCAGCAAGCCCCAUUCACCAGGACAGUGGCAUGGCUGGUGCUCGCAUUGACAACCCGAUACUUCUCGACUCGGAUGACGACGACGAUGUCGUGAUGGACGAUGGUCAUAGCGACGAUACCGCGGUUGUCAUCGACUGCGAGGCGGUCACGAUCGACGAGGCGUCGUCGUUGGCAUCACCAGCUGUCGCCAAGUCGGCUUCAAAUGACGUACCGGCGUCUGGGUUUGGUGCGCUCGGUGUCGUGACGUGGAGCGCUCUCGAGCUUGAGACGUUUCAUGCAAUCAACGUUGACGUGUGCGGGGUUGAAGAUGCGCUAAACGAAGCCGCCGACGACGUGGGCGCCAAUGACGCAGCUUCGCGAAACGCCGCACUCGCUCGCGUCCACGACUUGCAGCAUACGCUGGCGCCACUGUACGCCCAGCGUGACGACGCGCUCGUGGCGCUCUACCGCGGCGAGCCGUCGCUUCGUGCGCGUAUUGAUGUGUGGAACCAGUUGCAGCUGCCCGACAUCCCCGACUUGACGCACGGCGCCUUCCGUCGUCUUCGCGCGAUCGCGAUUGGACUGGCCAAGCGCGCCUCGCCACACUCGCCCAGCGCGAUGGCGGCUCUCUUGCGCGACCAGCAGAGCGAGCUCAUGCGGCUUCUUGUCGUGUGUCGUCGGCUUCGCUCGCCACUGCUCUGGACAAAGGGCCCGUCUGUGUUUUGCUAAGUGUCUUCCGCUGGAGUACGUCGGUAGUCGUUGCUUCUUAUGAAUGCACCCUUCGCGUCUUGCUCUUGG
Molecule: messenger RNA, 1370 nt
Organism: Saprolegnia diclina VS20
Lineage: Eukaryota; Oomycota; Saprolegniomycetes; Saprolegniales; Saprolegniaceae
Exons: 2
Coding region: 9-1301 (430 amino acids)
Source: RefSeq, a predicted model, not a curated record